This is a messenger RNA of Arabidopsis arenosa, 1317 nucleotides long. The record is from the annotation of a GenBank genome assembly. Lineage: Eukaryota; Viridiplantae; Streptophyta; Magnoliopsida; Brassicales; Brassicaceae.
ACAAAGGCUUCAAUCUCUAACUGAAUUUCGAGAAAUUAGAGAGUUUAAAAUGGGAGAGGAAGUACAAAUGAGUGAUUACGAUGUUUCCGGCGACGGAGAUAGGGUUUCUGAAUGGGAGAUGGGACUACCUAGCGACGAAGAUCUAGCAUCUCUCUCUUACUCUCUGAUUCCGCCAAAUUUGGCGAUGGCGUUUAGUAUCACACCGGAGCGGAGCCGUACGAUUCAGGAUGUGAAUCGUGCAUCGGAGACGACGUUCUCGUCGCUGCGUGGUGGAUCUUCCGGUCCAAAUACCUCGUCGUCGAAUAAUAACAGCAACGCGGUGGAGGAGGAAGAUCGAGUUGGAUCUAGCAGUCCUGGAUCGGAUUCGAAGAAACAGAAGAUAUCAGACGGUGGUGGCGGUGGCGAUGGCGGUGUGGAUCCGGAUGCGGCGGCGGAGGAAGGAGAUUCAGGAACUGAAGAUCUAUCUGGGAAGACACUAAAACGACCGCGUUUAGUGUGGACACCGCAGCUACACAAGAGAUUCGUUGAUGUUGUUGCUCACUUAGGGAUUAAAAACGCCGUCCCGAAGACGAUUAUGCAGCUGAUGAACGUUGAAGGAUUAACUCGAGAGAACGUUGCGUCUCAUCUCCAAAAAUAUAGACUUUACCUCAAAAGAAUGCAGGGAUUGACUAAUGAAGGUCCCUCUGCUUCGGAUAAGCUCUUUUCUUCAACACCUGUGCCUCCACAGAGCUUCCAAGACAUCGGUGGAGGUGGCGGUAGCAGCGGUAAUGUUGGAGUGCCGAUACAGGGACCGUAUGGAGCGCAGCCGAUGAUGCAGAUGCCAGUUUAUGCACAUCAUAUGGGUAUGCAAGGAUAUCAUCAUCAAAAUCAUAAUCAUGAUCCUUAUCAUCAGAAUCAUCAUCAUCAUCAUCAUGGAGCUGGUGGAAGUGGUGCGUUUGAGUCAAAUCCAUAUAUGAUGCAGCAGAAUAAGUUUGGAUCCAUGGCGUCUUAUCCUUCUGUUGGUGGUGGUAGCGCGAAUGAGAAUUGAAAUGAAUUGAAGGAAGUCUAUAGAUGGAUUCAAUGUUGGAAGAGAUAGGUUCUUGGCUUCUACUUUUCUACAUCGUCACGUCUUCGAAAUUUCUAAUAUUUUGCCACCCCAAAGUUCAAAUUGCAUCUGUGUAGGAGAGAUCAUACAAACAUAUCAUGUCCAAGCUAGAUCAAGAGAAGACCUCUGACAAAUUUCAUAUACUCAUUUUGUAUCUUGUAAGAGGUAAGUAAGUCCCUUUGCUUUAUUUGUAUGUAGACUUCUUAGAGUGAUAAUCAAGAGAGUGAAUUGUU